Metarhizium acridum CQMa 102 is the source of this 1455-nucleotide messenger RNA. RefSeq lists its product as uncharacterized. Lineage: Eukaryota; Fungi; Ascomycota; Sordariomycetes; Hypocreales; Clavicipitaceae. The record is from RefSeq and is a predicted model, not a curated record.
AUGCUUGUCGCAGGUGCCGCCGCAACAAGUCUCGUUGCGAUUCAUUCCGCCCGUGCUCGCUGUGCUUGCGCGCCGAUGUGGAAUGCGAAUCGAUUCAGCUUGGGGUAUCAGCACUCGGCGCUCGGGAGCCUGUCAGUCGCAAGUCGCGGCGAAGACUACGACGAAUGUAUGAUCACUCAUCUAUCUACCUUGGAAUUGAACCUAACAACGUGUCUCCACGGUAGACGACCUCCGCUAGGAGAUACUAGAGGCAGCUCCAAGGCGACAACCUCGACAUCGACAUCACCUAGCAACGCACCUCCCAAUGCCUCAGAACAUGAUGCAUUUCAUGAUGAAAUGCACCAAGUUCGGUGCGAAGUGCCGUCACAAUUGUCAGACAAUGUCCACUCGCGCCACAGCGAAGCGGACUCGGCUAUGGGUAUUGCGAGAAAGAUAAGCCGACUUGGGAGUCAAGGCAUUGAAAGUUGUUCCACCUUUGCCAUUCCUGACGGUGGUUACCGCGCCCAAAGUCCUCGCGCAGGUGUUGGUGAUGCACGCAUUCCCAUAUCAACCAUCUUGGGAAGCCGAUUUCCGGACCGUCGGCUCAUCCACGAACUCAUGGAGGACUACUUUGAUGCAGUUCACUGGUUCUCUUUGGUUAUGUACGAACGAAAAUUUCGGAGGCAACUUGCCUCCGUGGAAGAUGGCUGUGCAGACGUGCAUCUUGUUGGGAUCUCAUCAUGUCUACCACGGUCGACCAAACCUUUCCUUGCGCUACUAGGAGCAACGAUUAAGAUAUCUCAUGCUCUGGGUAUACAUCGCCAUUUGCCACAUAAAAGUCCUGACGAAACCGAAGAGCGAAAAAGGGUGUGGUGGACGAUCUACACAUGGGAUAGAUUUGCCUCCAUCUCAUAUGGGCGGCCAUUAAGCAUAAACGACGAAGACUUCAACCUGGAGAUGCCGCUAGAAUAUCCCGAAUCGCCAUACUUUUCUCGGCAACCGGGAGCCAGCAAUCUACUUUAUCGGCCGUUUCUAGCCAAGCAAGUUGAUCACCUGUCCAUCAUGCCCUCAAACGCAUAUGCCCUCGCAUCUCGAGCUGGCUCUCCUGUGCCUGAACUGCAUGGCUCUCCAUUGACCGAAAGCCUAAGAAACUUGACGGUCCCGGAUGCCGUCAGCAACUCGACCAACAACUCGGAGUAUUGGCUGAGUGCAGCGGUAAGAACGGGGCGAAUUGUUGAGCUGCCUGAGCUCGCCCAGCUUGCCAAAGAGAGCCAUCUCGUUGCUUUUAUGGCUAUAAACUUGUUCCACGCUGCCAUCGUGCUUAUACUUCUUGCCCUGUCUGACCCUCUGUCUGAUAGAGCCCAGAAAUUGAAGCGGGCAAUCACCCGAGUACUUCGCUUACAGCACCUGCUGGGCAAGCAGUCAGCUCUGUCGAAACAGAGUGGUUUUGUACUCCAAAACCUUUGUCCACCUUGA